Messenger RNA from Penicillium egyptiacum, 1623 nucleotides. Lineage: Eukaryota; Fungi; Ascomycota; Eurotiomycetes; Eurotiales; Aspergillaceae. The record is from the annotation of a GenBank genome assembly.
AUGCCAGCCAGCAACGCCAUAACAAUUCUCGACGCCCUCAUCAUCGGCUCAGGCUUCUCGGGAAUCUACCUCCUCCACAAGCUCCGCGACGAGCUGAAGCUCGACGCCAAGAUUUUCGAAGCCGAGUCCGACAUUGGCGGCACAUGGAACAACAACCGUUACCCUGGGGCCCGAGUCGACUGCCCCGUCCCGCUGUAUGCAUAUUCGUCGCCGAAGGUCUGGGAGUCCUGGACCUGGACGGAGUUGUACCCCAGCCAGAAGGAAAUAAAGGCGUACUUUGACCAUGUCGAUGGAGUGUGGGAGAUCCGGAAGGAUUGUGUGUUUAACUCGAGGGUUAACGAGGCGACUUUUGAUGAAUGCGUUGCGCGGUGGACUAUCCGAACAACGGAUGGGAAGGUCACGAUGGCCAAGUAUCUGCUUGUUGCUGUGGGGUUUGCCUCCAAGUCGUACCUGCCUGAGUGGGAGGGGCUUGAUUUGUUUGAGGGGGUGGUUUACCAUUCGGCCCAUUGGCCGAAGGACGCAGAGGUCGAUGUCAAGGGGAAGAAAAUAGCAGUUAUCGGAACGGGGUCGACGGGAGUGCAGAUUUUCCAGGAGUGGGCCAAGGUAGCUGAUGAAGCAACCAUCUUUCAACGAACCCCUAACCUGUGUCUGCCGAUGAGGCAAGAGAAGCUGGAUGCAGAUCAGCAGGUGAAGGAGAAGGUUGAUUAUGUGGACUACCUGGCUCAGUGCGCGACGACCUUUGCCGGGCUAGAGUAUCAGGUUACUCCGACGAAUACAUUCGACGCCGGUGAAGAGGAGAGAGAGGCAUUCUGGGAGAGUCUGUAUCAGUCGGGUGGCUUUCGAUUCUGGCAGAACAACUACCAGGACUUCAUUAGCAACCUUGAGGCUAAUCAAGCGGCAUACAGCUUCUGGGCUCGCAAGACCCGUGCGCGGAUUCAGGAUCCCAAGAAGCAGGACCUUUUGGCGCCACUUGUGCCCCCGCACCCAUUUGGUGCCAAGAGACCAUCUCUCGAACAGGACUUCUAUGAGCAAUUCAACAAGCCCAACGUCCACAUUGUCGAUACCGAGAGCAACCCAAUAGUCGACGUCACACCUACCGGAAUAGCCACUACCGACGGAAAGGUCCACGAAGUGGACAUCAUCGCCGUGGCAACAGGCUUCGAUGCAGUGACUGGCGGCCUACUAAGCUUGGGCCUCAAGGACGUGAAUGGUGUUGGGCUUGACGAACGCUGGAAAGACGGCAUGUCUACCUACCUAGGCAUGGCCGUCAGUGGGUUCCCAAAUAUGUUCCUCCCAUACAGCCUUCAAGCUCCCACCGCGUUCGCUAAUGGACCGACUUUAAUUGAACUCCAGGGAGACUGGAUCGCAUCUAUUAUCACCAAGAUGGAGAAGGAGAAUAUCCGAAGCGUCACAGCCACCCCUGACGCCGCGAGCGCGUGGAACAACGAGGUUAAUACGAUUGCCAACAUGACGCUUUUGCCGUUGGCAAAAUCGUGGUACAUGGGAUCGAACAUCCCGGGGAAGCCAGUCCAAUCGUUGAACUACGUCGGCGGUCUUCCUACUUAUCGCGAACGGUGCGCGAAGGCCCUUGAUGAGGAUUUCUUUGGGUUCGCGAAGGCGUGA